Messenger RNA from Debaryomyces hansenii CBS767, 1311 nucleotides. It is a transcript of the gene CMK2, whose product is annotated as calmodulin-dependent protein kinase. The transcript has a single exon. NCBI's taxonomy places the organism in Eukaryota, Fungi, Ascomycota, Pichiomycetes, Serinales, Debaryomycetaceae. Gene Ontology annotation, biological process: cellular response to oxidative stress; protein phosphorylation. The coding region runs from base 1 to 1311 and encodes 436 amino acids. Gene Ontology annotation, molecular function: ATP binding; calcium/calmodulin-dependent protein kinase activity. The record is from RefSeq and is a predicted model, not a curated record.
AUGGCACAGCAGCAAUCGGAAAGCAAUAAUUUGAAAAAGAUCUUCAAUAAAUUAAGUGGACAACCUAGCUCGUACUCCCGUAAAUCAUUAUAUACGUUUGGAAAAACAUUAGGGGCUGGAUCUUUUGGAAUUGUAAGAUAUGCAAGGAACAACGAAACGAACGAAGAAGUUGCAGUGAAGAUUAUUUUAAAGAAAGCUUUAAAGGGUAAAGUGGAAACAAUCACUGAUGAGCUCAACUUAUUGCAGGAGUUACUGCAUCCCAAUAUAGUUGGAUUUAGAGAUUGGUUUGAAUCAAAGGAUAAAUUUUAUAUAGUGACCCAAUUGGCUACCGGAGGAGAGUUAUUUGAUCGUAUUAUCGAGAAGGGUAGAUUUACUGAGUUCGAUGCGUCUUUGGUGAUCGUUGCGAUGUUAGAGGCAAUUAAGUAUUUACAUAAUAAGAACAUUGUCCACAGAGACUUAAAGCCGGAAAACAUAUUAUACUUGACGCCAGCAGAUAAUUCGAACGUCGUAUUGGCUGAUUUUGGUAUUGCUAAGAGAUUAGAGAGUCCUGACGAGAAGCUAACGUCUUCAGCGGGUUCAUUUGGGUAUGCGGCCCCUGAGGUCAUUUUGGGCACUGGACAUGGGAAACCCUGUGAUAUCUGGUCUUUAGGUGUAAUUACAUACACAUUAUUAUGUGGAUAUUCACCAUUUCGCUCAGAGAAUGUUAGUGAUUUCAUUGAGGAAGUCAAGCAUAAUAAUGCAGUUAUAUUCCAUGCGGAUUAUUGGAAAGAUGUUUCAAAAGAUGCUCGUCGUUUUAUCAUUAAAGCUUUACAAUUUGAUCCAAAUAACAGACCCGAUGCGGAAACAUUAUUAAACGACAAGUGGUUGGUCUCUAUUGCUUCGGAACAUAAGGAAUUAGACUUGUUACCUAACUUGAAGGAGAACUUCAACGCAAAGCAAAAGUUUAAGCAAGCAAUUGAAAUGGUCAAGUUAAACAACAAGAUCAAGAAGUUGAAAGAGCUACAAGGUGAUGAUGAUGAUGAUCCAAAUGAAAUCAACUUAUUUGGAGAUGAAGGUGCAUUGAUCUCAAGCGAUGUAUCGUCCAAACAAGGUGCUGGAUCUGAAGGAGGUUUAGGCUCUUGGAAGGCUUUAAGCAGUGCCCUAAAUUCAAUAGAUGACCGUAGCUCAGCUGCUUCUGUAUCAUCCACUAGUGCACCCAAGAAGAAAUCAGACUUAGCUAGUGACGCAUUUGUGCAAUUGGUACAUGCAGCCACCAAUAAUAAAGAAAGAGUAGCAAAUUAUAAGGAAGGAGACAAUUCCUCUGCUAAUUAG